Bicyclus anynana (squinting bush brown) is the source of this 1662-nucleotide messenger RNA. It is a transcript of the gene Prx4, whose product is annotated as peroxiredoxin. Gene Ontology annotation, molecular function: thioredoxin peroxidase activity. Gene Ontology annotation, cellular component: endoplasmic reticulum; cytosol. The record is from RefSeq and is a predicted model, not a curated record. Gene Ontology annotation, biological process: cellular response to stress; hydrogen peroxide catabolic process; response to oxidative stress. The coding region runs from base 101 to 850 and encodes 249 amino acids. The transcript is spliced from 4 exons. NCBI's taxonomy places the organism in Eukaryota, Metazoa, Arthropoda, Insecta, Lepidoptera, Nymphalidae.
UGUAUACUCUUUGGUAUGGAAGCGAAAUCGAAACGUGUCCGUUCAUUUUUUAGUUACAUUUUUAAAAUAUUAAUUAGUUAUUAAAAAUUUUGUAAUUGCAAUGGCAGGAGUACCGACGGCUUCAAAGAUAAUUAUACUUUUAGGUUUCGUUUCUAGUUGUGUUCAUUCCACUCUAUUUGAAAGCGAUUCCUGCUAUUCGUUCGGCAGCGGCAAUGUUUUUCCCGGUGGUGCUCGAAAAAUUGAUCACAAAUUGCAAUUUACAAAAGCAAUGAUUUCAAAACCGGCUCCCGAGUGGGAGGCGACAGCAGUGGUGAACGGCGAGAUAACACAGCUUUCUUUAUCUAGUUUUAAGGGAAAAUAUCUAGUAUUCUUCUUUUAUCCAUUAGAUUUCACUUUUGUAUGUCCCACUGAAAUAUUGGCAUUCUCUGAAAGAGUAGAAGAAUUUAAGAAGAUCAACACUGAGGUUGUAGCAUGUUCUGUUGACUCACACUUCACUCAUCUAGCUUGGAUCAACACUCCACGAAAAGAGGGUGGACUCGGAAAAAUAAACAUACCCCUAUUAAGUGACCUCACUCAUUCUAUUGCUAAGGAUUAUGGAGUGUAUUUGGAGGACUUGGGCCAUACACUGAGAGGAUUAUUUAUUAUUGAUGAUAAAGGUAUUCUGAGACAAAUCACAAUGAACGACUUGCCAGUAGGCCGGUCUGUUGACGAGACUCUGAGACUGGUGCAAGCAUUCCAAUAUACUGACCAACACGGGGAAGUGUGUCCAGCGGGAUGGAAGCCAGGACAGGAUACUAUAAUCCCCAACCCAGCUGAAAAGAAGAAGUACUUCCAAAAAGUUGCAGAUUAAGACAUUUUUCGGUAUUGAUUUUUUAUACAAUUUUAAAAUUAAAUCCCUCUUGAAUAACAUUGUUACAAAGACAAAACAUGUAUAAAAUUCUGUGAAAUAGGAAUAUAAUUGAAACUAUUAAAGUCAUCAUUUUUCAGUUGAAAUCAUUAUUAUUGUCUAACAUAAUAUUAAUAGUUAAUUACAAGUAAAAAUUUUCCAUAAUCCUUUUGAUUAGUAUUAAAAACUUAAUCUAAGAUUACAUGACAAUUUUAUUGUAUUGAUAAAAAAUGUUUUAUAAAUCAAUUUACAAUUUUAUAUCUAUAAGUAUGGUAUGAUAAAAAUAAAAAAUCAAUUAAUUAGGUUAAUAGAAACUAUGUCACAUCAUCACAAUUUUAAUAUAGUGAUUAAUUUUUAAACUAACAUGUCCUUAUACAUUUUGAAAUCAAAUUUAUGGUGUGCAGUUAAUUCAAAGUUUUGAUAUUCACGUGUUUUUUGUAACACUAGACUAUUAACAACAUAAUUACAUUUACAUAGAGAUUGUUUCAUGUUGUGUUAUAUAUACUUACAAAACCUAAGUAUGUAUUUGCUAUGGAAUUUUUGAUUUAAGUUUUAUAUAAAUUUUAUUCAUUGAGUUCAUAAAUAAUGUACACAAAAGAACUUGGAAUAAUUAAGAAAUACAUGAAAUUAAAUACUGCAUGAUUUUAAAUUUUUUGUAACUGAUGCUUGAUUUUUAAUUUGUAAUAAAUGUUCAGUAAUGAGAAGACUGAUGAAAAACAUUACAUUCUUGGCCAUCACAAUAAAUAUGGAGAGCAAUAAAUUUAUUUUCAUAUAAA